Molecule: messenger RNA, 4142 nt
Organism: Cloeon dipterum
Lineage: Eukaryota; Metazoa; Arthropoda; Insecta; Ephemeroptera; Baetidae
Product: protein Skeletor, isoforms B/C
Exons: 12
Coding region: 206-2311 (701 amino acids)
Source: RefSeq, a predicted model, not a curated record
CCGGCGGCGGCAGAGAGCUCGUCAGUCGGUCGGGCUCAGGCGGCGCUGUAUGAAGAUCGAGCGAGCACGUUCAGGCGCGCGGGAUUUUGUAUGCCUUGUGCAACUGUGUCCUUGUUGCUGAAAGGUGUGGUGAGAACCUUCCGACCCUGUAGGGCGGCCGCCGGCUGUUCACCCUAGGACUGCACCCCCGCCCGCCAACGCCACCAUGGACACCCUCCUGCCGCUCGUCCUCUUCCUUGUCUGCGCAGCGCCGCACCAAGCUUCUGCCCAGUCGCGUCACUACCCAGGAAGAACCAAGUACGGCCGUCUGGUAGGCGAGUUCAAAGAGUACGCGCACGGCAUCCGUGGCAGCGUCUUCGUAGUAGACGAGACGACGCUGUUCAUCAAAGGCUUCGCCUACGACGGCACAGGUCCUGACGCCUUCUUUUGGGUCGGCAACCAAACGCGACCGUCGCCCGAGGGUGAAAUCGUCCCCUACCCCAAGGACUUCAAGGGACGGGAGCCGCCGAUUCUUCCUGCCAUAAGCAACGCUGACAUCAUCCUCAGACUGCCAUUUCCCAAAAGGAUAAGGGACAUCAAGUGGCUCGCGGUCUGGUGCCGCCGCUUCACGGUCAAUUUCGGCGAUGUCUUCAUUCCCCCAAACCUGGAAAUUCCCAAAACCAGGGUUCUCCCUGAAUUCAAAAGACUGGCUCACCAACUCCGCUCAGGCAACAUCAGUAUUUUGGACGCCAAAACCUUUUACAUCCCUAACCUGCACUACGACGGCGCCGGGCCCGACGCCUACUUCUGGGUCGGAAACGGCUCGGAGCCCAACGAGUUCGGCAUCAAAGUGCCCAACGAACGUGGAUCUUUGGAGCCGUUGCGAGGCUACCAGGGCGAGGACAUUGAGAUCCAGCUGCCAAACAACCUGACCGUCUACAACAUCGACUGGCUGUCCAUGUGGUGCGUGCAGUACAAGCACAAUUUCGGACACGUGAUGAUCCCCAAAGACCUGGACGUUCCGCCGGCGUUGGGACAGACCAAAAUAACUCCUCCCUGGUGGUACAAUCCUACGACCAGCACGACGCAGGACCCGCUGCAGAUGCCAAAGAUGACCAACUGCCGCGAGCUGCUGUCUAACCGGCUGCAGGUCGAAUGGGAAAUGCACGGCAAUGAGGUGCAGAUCCAACUGUCGGGCAGGAUCACCGAGUCGCAGUACAUGGCGUUUGGCAUCAGUGGCGAGAACGGCAGGUCGUCCAUGCUUGGCGCUGACGUGGUGGUCGCAUUCUACGAUAAAGAUCAGAAGGCGUUCAAGGCUGUUGAUUACUACUUAUCGAAAUAUGCGCAGUGUGACGGUCGCGAGGGAGUAUGUCCAGAUGAGAAGGUCGGCGGCAAAAACGAGGCGGUGGUCAUUUCCGGCGAGCAGAGGGACGGCAUCAUCACCGUCACCUACAAGCGGCCACUGCAGACCAGGGACGGCCCCUAUGACAAAAUAAUUCCGUUCGACUCGGAGGUGAACGUGAUCGCGGCCAUCGGUCCGCUCAACUCGCGCAAGGAGGCCAACGCGCACAACUCAGGUGACAGGACGUCUGGUGACAUCAGGAUCGACUUCAGCAGCAGAAAUGACCACGCGUGCAUCAGCAGCCUCUCAGAGAAGAAGGAGGUAUCAUCCAACCUGAAAGUAUGGAAGCAGCUCAGGAUCGUUGGCGAGAAGGAACUUUCCGCCAGAAUUGGACCCACUGGAGGCCAAAGGGGAUACACACAUCUAACAGAUCAUCCGUCUUGGGGCAUCGCUUGGUACAUCAACGACCUACUCAUCCCUGAAGUCUUCGUUGAGCGCGGCCAGUCGUACGUUUUCAAGGUAGAAGGAGGCUUUGAAGAGUCCAACCCUGCGAGGUACCACCCCUUCUACAUUACAGACAGCAGCGAAGGAGGAUUCGGCCAAAAAUCGGAGGAGCAGCAGAAGCAGCAGAGGGUGUUUGCCGGCGUUGGAUACGAUGCUGAAGGAAAUCCGUACCCGAACACAGCCGGAAGGUAUUGUGAGUGGAUCCACAAAACUGUCGACCAGUCAAGCAGCAAGGAAACUUUUGAGAGCUUUUUCGAAACCCUGAAGCUCGAGUGUGAUCCGGGGGAGCCAGCCAUCCUUAAUUGGACCGUUGCCAUGGACACACCAGACACGGUUUACUACCAGUGCUACACGCACAACAAUCUUGGCUGGAAGAUCCAAGUGAAGAACCCUGGCGAGUUGGCGGGCUUGAACAGCGCCAUGCCGUUGCACACGACAGUGGCCGCCGUGGCGGUGCACCUGUUGGUGCUAAUGCUCGGCAGGUGAGCGAGCGGCCACGGAAAUCAUACCUAAUAAGCGUUUGCGUGAUCUUUACCGAGCAUUCUACGAGGAACAAUAAUUUUAUCAAUGAUAAAAAGGCUAUAAUAAUGUGUACUUAAGUAAGUAAAAUGUCGAGACAGAAAAAGAGGCAAAUUGAUUUUGCGGAAACAAGUCAAAUAAUAUAUAUACAUAUGCGAUUGCCUAAUUUUAAGGUUUCUAUAAAUUGAAAUGUUGGAUAGAUUUGAAAGAAUAAGCCGUGAUUGCAAGUGGAAAACUGGAUAGCGAGUACAAAACGAUCGAGAGACUUGGAACGAAAUGUCGAAAUUAAAGUCGUAAGGACCUCAUUUUGCGUGUUUAGCAGAAAAUGCGGGAGGGAACUCGGUGUGCACAAAUUAGCUCAUGAUGAGACAAUAAUAUUUCCGCAACUUUUAAAAGCGCAUUGUGAAAAGCCCAGGCGAACCAAAAGUUCAGUUUUUGAGAAGAAAACAAAAUUCGCCUGGGAACGAAAAACUAUUGAAAGUAAAAAUUCUAGAUGUAAGUAAAGCUUUUCAAAGUGGACUCGCAAUGUGGGAUGACAAUAAUUUUCACCUGCAAAACUGCAUUUGUCUAUAUAUAUACAUUAACACUAUGAACGAAACGAUAGUUAUAUUAUUACACUGUUGCGUCUGACUAAGACAAUAAUUUUCAAGAAACAGCAGCUAUUUCCCCCGAAAUAAAUUUUUUCCGCAACUCAUGUAUACAAAUUAAAAAAAAAAGACGAACGAAACGAUGUCGAGAGCAAAGUCGAGAUGAAUUCUAGGGCCCCUAGGCUGAUAGUCAAUUUCCCAGCAAUUUUUAAUGAAAGUUCAAACGUGUAAAUAUUCCACUCAGAUUGUAAAUAAUAUCUCAUGUUGAAAUGAUAAAUGAAUCGUUUUUUGUCUGGUAUUUUUUUGUUAUAUAUUAGAAGGUUUACAUAAACGUUAUGUUUUAUUGUGUUUUGAUGUAAUUUGUAGUUUAUAUGUCAUAAUGUUAAUUAUUCAUAGCUGUACUGAUGUAUAUCAAAAUGUCAGAGUAGCGAAAAAGUUAAUCCAGCUUAGUGGGAGUUUCGAAAUUGUUCAUAUCACUGUGGUAGCUGGUCGCGAAAAGCGAAAUCUUUUCUUUUCAUCUUAGCAGUUUUGGCUGUUUAGAGAGGAAAAUUCAAAAUAUAUAGAAUUCUUUCAAAGGAAAACCACUCUAGCACCGCAACAUUCCUUUCUAACCUGCUGUACAAACGCUCUACACCAUCAGUUUCGUUUCUUGAUGCAGAGAUUUUAGGUGUCUCUAUUUCCUAAACUUAAAAUUAAAACCUGUAAUAACUCCAUAUCCUGCUGAGCAUAUCCGUUAUACUCUAUAAAGAACCGUUUUAUCAACCAAAAUUAAUUCAUGAGUCUCGACGAAUAACUAUUGGAUUAUUUGCGCUCUAUGUAAGGUGCCAAAAUGCACGAGAAUAUAAUUUUUUCGCAAAGAAUUGAACGGGAGUGCCUUUUUGAAAGGAAAGCUCUGGUCAAAUCGUGAAAUUGAAAUUCUUCAAAGAGACAAUAAUAGCAGGUAAUUAAUAAUGCAGUCCAGACAGAUAAGGAGCAGUUUCUCAUUUUUGUAAACAGAGAGUGACGAUAAUAAUUACAGAUGUCGAGAAAUAAAAUAGCUUUAGUUGCCUAAAAUAACUAUUUUACUAACUUGAUUGCAUUGCAGAAAAAAUUCCGCUUCUGAAAUCGUCUGCGAGAUUUCCAAUAUAUCUGUUUCGUCAUUUGUAAUUUUGUGUUUAACGUUUCUGUCUGCGAUGAAAUAAAUAUCCGCAUUUAAGUCUUGUUGCAACGUG